Sapajus apella (tufted capuchin) is the source of this 980-nucleotide messenger RNA. It is a transcript of the gene SPATA33, whose product is annotated as spermatogenesis associated 33. The transcript has a single exon. The record is from RefSeq and is a predicted model, not a curated record. Lineage: Eukaryota; Metazoa; Chordata; Mammalia; Primates; Cebidae. Bases 333 to 872 code for a protein of 179 amino acids.
GGUGAGCGCGGCUAUGGGCCUUUCCAAAAGCAAAGAGAAACCCCGGAAAGGUAAAGGGGCGCCGGCGCCGGGCUCCCCGCCUCUCCGCCCCUCGGCGCGGCCCGGGGCGGGGCCGGGCGGGCGACGCGAGCGCGGACCGUUCCUGACCCGAGUCCGCCGACCACGGCGCGUGGAGGGUUUUCCCGCCCGAGGCGGUGACGGAAACGGAGCGCUGGAGACUUUGAAGCUGGUUCUGGGCCCGGGCGGGCGCCUGACGACGCCGGGCCCCGCCGUCCUGGUUCGUAAGUCCCGGCCCUAACGGGCGGUCCUGCGUUUCAGGUGAGGAGCCGAAGAUGGCGCCGCCCAGCUGUCCCGCUCCCCAGGCGGCGGAGCGGGGGACGGAGACGCCGGCCCGGGAACCCAGGCAGGCGGAGCGGGGGCCGGAGCGGCCUGCGGACGGCCUGCACCCGGGGCCCGGGGCCGCCCGGCACCCGCCGCGCGCGGCUGCGCCGGCAGGUAGGACGCGCCGGCAGGGAGCGGAGCGCGGGCGGCGGUCCCGAGACCCGCCGGUGAACGCGCGCCGCAGGCUCGGGCGCCCAGGGCGCCGCUGUUUGACUUGGGGGCGCCGUGUGGGGGGAGGCCCAGCGUCCUGGGUCGUGAAGGCGAGUCCCGGGCCAUGCGGGCUCCCCAGGCGCUGCAGGGCCGCGGCGGUGUCCGCGCGCGGGAGCGGAGCGUGGGAAGCCGUCCCAGCCCGGGGCUGGCGCUCGGAGCGCGCUGGCGCGAACACGCCACGCGGGAUGACCGAGCACGUGGACCCCGUGCGACAGCCGGCUGCGACCAGGCCUCCGGUGUGCGGGGAAGCGAGGCCCGCAAGGAAGGGGGAGCUAGAAUAGAGUUUCCCGGCAGCUUCGGCGCAUGGGUGGUGGGGCUCGAACUGUCAAAUAUUCUGUGAAAUGUUUUCAAGAACACAGGGUGGCCGGGUGCGGUAGCUCAGGCCUCUG